UGCUUACCUGGUCAGAUCAGACCGAGGGACGAGGUCACGUGGGUAAAGACCCUUCCUUAUUGACACUGUAGGUAAUACGAGAACAGUUUCCGUCCUGAUAUUAGAUGUCAUUUAUGCAAACUUCUAUAUAACAACAUCGCUGAUAAUUUUAUCAGCGCUCGCCACACACUUUGUGACACAACCUCUGCGAGCGUGUCAAACACAAACGAUCAUCACAUGACAUUCAGAAGACCCGCCCGGAGACAACAUGUCGAGAAUGUCUAAAAUAGGCUGCUUUAUAAGCAAACUCUCCAGAAAGAAAAGAGUCAACCUCAGUGAAGAAACCUCAUUGGCUAGAGUCCUUACGACGUGUGAUCUGAUUGGUCUAGGUAUUGGGAGUACUCUUGGAGCAGGUAUCUACGUUGUGGCUGGGCAGGUAGCCCGUCAGACUGCAGGGCCUUCUGUUGUCCUGUCAUUUCUCAUAGCAGCUGUUGCAUCAGUGUUUGCAGGGAUAUGCUAUGCGGAGUUUGCUGCGCGGGUGCCGAAGGCAGGAUCAGCCUAUGUGUACAGCUAUGUCACUGUCGGGGAGCUGAUUGCCUUUGUGAUUGGCUGGAAUCUGAUCCUGGAAUAUGUCAUAGGCACAGCUAGUGUGGCCCGAGCGUGGAGCUCCUAUUUCGACUCUCUCAUCGACAACAAGAUACAGGACUUCUUCAAGGAAAACAUGCCGAUGGAUGUCACAGGGUUGUCACAAUACCCUGAUUUCUUUGCUUUCAGCAUUACAUUAGUUCUGACAGUUCUACUUGCUGUUGGUGUGAAGGAGUCGACAAUGUUCAACAACAUCUUCACCGUUGUCAACCUGCUGGUUGUCACCUAUGUCAUUGUGUGUGGACUGUUCAAGGCUGACGCUCACAACUGGUCCAUCCCCAAAUCAGAGGUUCCCAGCGAUGCAGGAUCUGGAGGGUUUAUGCCCUUUGGGUUUUCGGGGAUGAUGUCCGGGGCCGCCACCUGCUUCUACGCCUUUGUCGGCUUUGACUGCAUUGCCACUACAGGUGAAGAGGCCAAGAAUCCCCAGCGUGCGAUCCCCAUAAGCAUCGUGGUAUCCCUCAUUGGCAUCACCGUUGCAUACUGCGGCCUUUCCACGGUCCUCACCCUUCUCUGCCCCUACUACCUUCUUGACCCCAAUGCUCCUCUCCCCAUCGUGUUCGACCGGCUUGGCUGGGGGGUGGCCAAGUACGUAAUUGCCGUGGGGGCCAUCUGUGGACUCUCUACAAGUCUUCUUGGUGGAAUGUUUCCUUUACCCAGAAUCCUCUAUGCUAUGGGGAAUGAUGGCCUUCUGUUUCGGUUCCUCGGUAAAGUUGUUCCUCGUUUCCAGACACCUGUGGUGGGGACUCUCAUCUCAGGUUGUUUCGCAGGUACCAUGGCGAUGCUGUUCGACCUGAAGGAGUUGGUGGACAUGAUGUCGAUAGGUACACUGCUGGCCUACACCUUGGUGGCAGUCUGUGUUCUUAUACUCAGGUAUCAGCCAGAUGAGUACAUGACCGGAGAAGUGCCUGACCAGCCUUUAACUGGGCCGAUAUCAUCCCGUGACCUGUUCUCUCCACGGUCCUGCGAGCCCACCCGCGUCUCAGGCAGAUUGACAUCAUAUUGUGUUGGAUUCCUGCUUCUUACAAUCUGUGCAUUUUGUGCUGUGUUGAUCUACGCGGCUCCGGAACUGGAAAAAUAUACAUGGUGGGCAAUAGUCAUGGCAGUUAUGUUUGGCUCUGCAGUUCUGAUGACAGUCAUUGUUGUCUGGAGACAACCACAGAAUAAAAGUAAACUAUGGUUUAAGGUUCCGGGUUUACCUUGGGUCCCUGCUCUUAGCGCCUUCAUCAACAUCUAUUUAAUGAUGAAACUCUCCGUUCCGACGUGGAUCAGGUUUGGGGUCUGGAUGUUUAUAGGUUUCGCUAUUUACUUCGGCUAUGGCGUGCGACAGAGCUCAGAAAACAGACGAGAGCUGCUGCAACCUCACUAUGGAUCGAUUAACAGAGACAUAGAAGACCCACCACCUGAAUAUCAAGAGGAACCAGACCCUGUGGACGAAAAAGCGCCAUUGCUGUCCAACCGUACGCGCAGCAGGAACGGUUCGAGAGUAGGAAUGAACGGGGCAUCCACGUCAGUUAACCAAAAGACGGAUGAUGGUGACUCGAAACAACACGUGUUUGCAAAUGUGACUGACGUUAAUGAACCGACAGCUCCUCCCAAGGAAGAGAACGACGAACCCCUAGUUCCCAUGAAGGAGUAGACCUAUAUGUUAUUUUUCUUCUUGUUUAAUACAACAAACAGCAAUAUUGUAGCCUCAAGAAUAGUGAGUGAGUGAGUUUAGUUUUCGUCGCACUCAGCAAUAUUCCAGCUAUAUGGCGGCGGGCUGUAAAUAAUCGAGCCUGGACC
Messenger RNA from Haliotis rubra (blacklip abalone), 2406 nucleotides. RefSeq names its product high affinity cationic amino acid transporter 1-like. Gene Ontology annotation, cellular component: plasma membrane. The coding region runs from base 248 to 2260 and encodes 670 amino acids. Gene Ontology annotation, biological process: amino acid transport; transmembrane transport. The transcript has 14 exons. NCBI's taxonomy places the organism in Eukaryota, Metazoa, Mollusca, Gastropoda, Lepetellida, Haliotidae. The record is from RefSeq and is a predicted model, not a curated record. Gene Ontology annotation, molecular function: amino acid transmembrane transporter activity.